Aureobasidium vineae is the source of this 345-nucleotide messenger RNA. The record is from the annotation of a GenBank genome assembly. NCBI's taxonomy places the organism in Eukaryota, Fungi, Ascomycota, Dothideomycetes, Dothideales, Saccotheciaceae.
AUGAUCAUCCCCAUCCGCUGUUUCUCCUGUGGCAAGAAGACCAAGGUUGUCGCCGACCUCUGGGAGCGCUACAUGGCACUGCUGGACGAGGGCAUGCCUGACGNNGGUGAGUCUGUUCACUUUCGCGACCACUCAUACAAAUCUCUGACAAACUGCGACAGUGACGCCAUGGACAAGCUCGGUCUGACACGCUACUGCUGUCGCCGUAUGCUCAUGACCCACGUCGACCUGAUCGAGAAGCUGCUCCGGUAUGCAAUAUCCUGCAUCUCCUCCUCCACCGCUCCACUAACACGUCCAUCAGCUNACAACCCCAACGAGCGCGACAUUAUCAGACAGCGCGUCUAA